Molecule: messenger RNA, 7315 nt
Organism: Mesoplodon densirostris (Blainville's beaked whale)
Lineage: Eukaryota; Metazoa; Chordata; Mammalia; Artiodactyla; Ziphiidae
Gene: KIDINS220
Product: kinase D interacting substrate 220
Exons: 31
Coding region: 232-5520 (1762 amino acids)
Molecular function (GO): protein binding
Source: RefSeq, a predicted model, not a curated record
CUUCCCAAUUCCUGCCUCGUCGGAUGGGGCAGGAGGCAGGUCCCCCGACAGUGUCAGGACGGGAGGAUCACACCAGCUUUGAUGAUAAUGGUGAACUGGGAUAAGAAACUCGCCAUGAUAUGAAGAGUGACACUGAAGAUGAAGAAAAUAUUGCCUGGAGCGCUUGCCAAAAUACGCCAAAAUUUGGAGGCCAGAGAGGUGCCGAGGGAGGUAUUGUAGCUUUCUGUGAAAAUGUCGGUUCUCAUAUCACAGAGCGUAAUAAAUUACGUAGAAGAAGAAAACAUUCCUGCUUUGAAAGCUCUUCUUGAAAAAUGCAAGGAUGUAGAUGAGAGAAAUGAGUGUGGCCAGACUCCAUUGAUGAUAGCUGCUGAACAAGGCAAUCUGGAAAUAGUGAAAGAAUUAAUUAAGAAUGGAGCUAAUUGCAAUCUGGAAGAUUUGGAUAACUGGACAGCACUUAUAUCAGCGUCAAAAGAAGGGCACCUGCACAUUGUGGAAGAACUGCUUAAAUGCGGGGCUAACCUGGAGCACCGUGACAUGGGAGGAUGGACAGCUCUUAUGUGGGCAUGUUAUAAAGGCCGUACUGAAGUGGUUGAGUUGCUUCUUUCUCAUGGUGCCAAUCCAAGUGUUACUGGUCUGCAGUACAGUGUUUACCCAGUCAUCUGGGCAGCAGGGAGAGGCCAUGCAGAUAUAGUGCAACUUUUACUGCAAAAUGGUGCUAAAGUCAACUGCUCCGAUAAGUAUGGAACCACCCCGUUGGUUUGGGCUGCACGAAAGGGUCAUUUGGAAUGUGUAAAACAUUUAUUGGCUAUGGGAGCUGAUGUUGAUCAAGAAGGAGCUAAUUCAAUGACUGCACUUAUUGUGGCAGUGAAAGGAGGCUACACACAGUCAGUAAAAGAAAUUUUGAAGAGGAAUCCAAAUGUAAAUUUAACCGAUAAGGAUGGAAAUACAGCUUUGAUGAUUGCAUCAAAGGAGGGACAUACAGAAAUUGUACAGGAUCUACUUGAUGCUGGAACAUAUGUAAACAUACCUGAUAGGAGUGGAGAUACUGUUUUAAUUGGCGCUGUCAGAGGUGGUCAUGUGGAAAUUGUUCGAGCACUUCUUCAAAAAUAUGCUGAUAUAGACAUUAGAGGACAGGACAAUAAAACUGCUUUAUAUUGGGCUGUUGAGAAAGGAAAUGCAACAAUGGUGAGAGAUAUCUUACAGUGCAAUCCUGACACUGAAAUAUGCACAAAGGAUGGUGAAACACCUCUUAUAAAGGCUACUAAGAUGAGAAAUAUAGAAGUAGUAGAACUGCUGCUGGAUAAAGGAGCUAAAGUAUCUGCCGUAGAUAAGAAAGGAGACACUCCUUUGCAUAUUGCUAUUCGUGGGAGGAGUCGGAAACUGGCAGAACUUCUUUUAAGAAAUCCCAAAGAUGGACGGUUACUUUAUAGGCCCAACAAAGCAGGCGAGACUCCCUACAACAUUGACUGUAGCCAUCAGAAAAGUAUUUUAACUCAGAUAUUUGGAGCCAGACACUUGUCUCCUACGGAAACAGAUGGUGACAUGCUUGGUUAUGAUUUGUAUAGCAGUGCCCUGGCAGAUAUUCUCAGUGAGCCUACCAUGCAGCCGCCCAUUUGUGUGGGGCUGUAUGCACAGUGGGGAAGUGGGAAAUCCUUCUUGCUCAAGAAACUAGAAGAUGAAAUGAAAACCUUUGCAGGACAACAGAUUGAACCUCUUUUUCAGUUUUCAUGGCUUAUAGUAUUUCUGACCCUGCUCCUUUGUGGAGGGCUUGGUUUAUUGUUUGCUUUUACGAUUGACCCAAAUCUUGGAAUAGCGGUGUCACUGAGCUUCUUGGCUCUCUUAUAUAUAUUUUUUAUUGUCGUUUACUUUGGUGGACGAAGGGAAGGAGAGAAUUGGAAUUGGGCCUGGGUCCUCAGUACUAGAUUGGCAAGACAUAUUGGGUAUUUGGAGCUCCUCCUCAAAUUGAUGUUUGUGAAUCCGCCUGAAUUGCCAGAGCAAACCACUAAAGCUUUACCCGUGAGGUUUUUGUUUACAGAUUAUAAUAGGUUGUCCAGUGUAGGUGGAGAAACAUCAAUGGCUGAAAUGAUUGCCACCCUCUCGGAUGCUUGUGAAAGAGAGUUUGGCUUUUUGGCAACCAGGCUUUUCCGAGUAUUCAAGACUGAAGAUACGCAGGGUAAAAAUAAAUGGAAAAAAACGUGUUGUCUCCCAUCUUUUGUCAUCUUCCUUUUUAUUUUUGGCUGCAUUAUUGCUGGAAUUACUCUUCUGGCUAUAUUCAGAGUUGACCCAAAGCAUCUGACAGUGAAUGCCGUCCUCAUAUCAGUUGCAUCGAUAGUGGGAUUGGCCUUUGUGCUGAAUUGUCGUACAUGGUGGCAGGUGCUGGACUCUCUCCUGAAUUCUCAAAGGAAACGCCUCCAUAAUGCUGCCUCCAAACUGCACAAAUUGAAAAGUGAAGGAUUCAUGAAAGUUCUUAAGUGUGAAGUGGAAUUGAUGGCCAGGAUGGCAAAAACCAUUGACAGCUUCACUCAGAAUCAGACAAGGCUGGUGGUUAUCAUCGAUGGGCUGGAUGCCUGUGAGCAGGACAAAGUGCUCCAGAUGCUGGACACCGUCCGAGUUCUGUUUUCAAAAGGCCCAUUCAUUGCUAUUUUUGCAAGUGAUCCACAUAUUAUUAUAAAGGCAAUUAACCAGAACCUCAACAGCGUGCUUCGUGACUCAAACAUCAAUGGACAUGACUAUAUGCGCAACAUAGUUCAUCUACCUGUUUUCCUCAAUAGUCGUGGACUAAGCAGUGCAAGAAAAUUUCUUGUAACUUCAACAACUAAUGGAGAUAUUCCAUGCUCAGAUAAUACAGGGUUGCAGGAAGAUGCUGACAGGAGAGUUUCACAAAACAGCCUUGGAGAGAUGACAAAACUUGGUAGUAAGACGGCCCUUAAUAGACGGGAUACUUACCGAAGAAGACAGAUGCAGCGCACGAUUACUCGGCAGAUGUCCUUUGAUCUUACAAAACUGCUGGUUACAGAGGACUGGUUCAGUGACAUAAGUCCUCAGACCAUGAGAAGAUUACUUAAUAUUGUUUCUGUGACAGGGCGAUUACUGAGAGCCAAUCAGAUAAGUUUCAACUGGGACAGGCUUGCUAGCUGGAUCAACCUUACUGAGCAGUGGCCAUACCGAACUUCAUGGCUCAUAUUGUAUUUGGAAGAGACUGAAGGUAUUCCAGAUCAAAUGACAUUAAAAACCAUCUAUGAAAGAAUAUCAAAGAAUAUUCCAACAACUAAAGAUGUUGAGCCACUCCUGGAAAUAGAUGGAGAUAUAAGAAAUUUUGAAGUGUUUUUGUCUUCAAGGACCCCAGUUCUUGUGGCUCGAGAUGUAAAAACCUUUUUGCCAUGCACUGUAAAUCUAGACCCCAAACUACGGGAAAUAAUUGCAGAUGUUCGUGCUGCAAGAGACCAGAUUCAUAUUGGAGGACUUGCGUACCCCCCGCUACCUCUGCACGAAGCUGCCCCUAGAGCGCCGUCGGGCUACAGCCAGCCUGCGUCGGCCUGCUCUUCUUCCACCUCCUUCAGUGCCCCGUUGGGAGGGGGGGUUCUGUCACCACAGCCUCAUAGCAGCUAUUACAGUGGUAUGACGGGACCCCAGCAUCCGUUCUACAACAGGCCAUUCUUUGCCCCUUACCUUUACACGCCAAGGUACUACCCUGGCGGCUCCCAACAUCUCAUCUCACGUCCAUCAGUAAAAACGAAUUUGCCCAGAGAUCAGAGCAAUGGCCUACCGUGUGACUCUGGGUUUAACAAACAGAGACAGGGAUCAGGCCCAGCCUCAGGAACAAUAUCACUGAAUUCAAUGAAUGUGGAUGCGGUUUGUGAGAAACUGAAGCAAAUAGAAGGGCUGGAGCAGAGCAUGCUGCCUCAGUAUUGUGCGACCAUCAAGAAGGCAAACAUAAAUGGCCGUGUGUUAGCUCAGUGUAACAUUGAUGAACUGAAGAAGGAAAUGAAUAUGAAUUUUGGAGACUGGCAUCUUUUUAGGAGCACAGUACUAGAAAUGAGAAAUGCAGAAAACCAGGUGGUCCCUGAGGACCCACGUUUACUGAGUGAAAACAGCAGCUCAGUUCCUCACGGUGAAUCUGUGCACCGCGCGUCACACGAGUUGCCUCACACCGAGCUCUCCAGUCAGACCCCCUACACGCUGAACUUCAGCUUCGAAGAGCUGAACACACUCGGCCUGGAUGAAGGGGCUCCACGUCACAGUAACCUAAGUUGGCAGUCACAAACUCGCAGAACACCAAGUCUAUCGAGUCUCACUUCCCAGGAUUCCAGUAUUGAAAUUUCAAAGCUUACUGAUAAGGUGCAGGCUGAGUAUAGAGAUGCCUAUCGAGAAUAUAUUGCCCAGAUGUCUCAGUUAGAAGGGGGCGCGGGUUCCACAACAAUGAGUGGCAGGUCUUCCCCACACAGCACAUAUUAUAUGGGUCAGAGUUCAUCCGGGGGCUCCAUUCACUCUAAUCUAGAACCGGAGAAAGGGAGGGAUAGUGAACCAAAGCCAGAUGAUGGAAGGAAGUCAUUUUUAAUGAAGAGGGGCGAUGUUAUAGAUUAUUCCUCAUCAGGAGUUUCCACUAACGAUGCCUCACCCCUGGAUCCUAUCACUGAAGAAGAUGAAAAAUCUGAUCAGGCAGGCAGCAAGCUUCUCCCAAGCAAGAAGUCCUCAGAAAGGUCAGGUCUCUUCCAGACAGAUUUGAAGCUGAAGGGAGGUGGGCUGCGCUAUCAGAAACUUCCAAGUGAUGAAGAUGAGUCUGGGACAGAAGAAUCAGACAAUACUCCACUGCUCAAAGAAGACAGAGACAAAAAAGCUGAAGGGAAAGUAGAGAGAGUGUUGAAGUCUCCAGAACACAGCGCGGAGCCUAUUAGAACCUUCAUUAAGGCAAAAGAGUAUUUAUCAGACGCCCUCCUUGACAAAAAGGACUCAUCUGACUCGGGAGUGAGAUCCAGUGAGAGCUCUCCCAAUCACUCCCUUCACAACGAAGCAGCUGACGACUCCCAGCUUGAAAAGGCAAAUCUCAUAGAGCUCGAAGAUGACAGCCACAGUGGAAAACGGGGAAUACCACAUAGCCUGAGUGGCCUGCAAGACCCGCUUGUAGCUCGGAUGUCCAUUUGUUCAGAAGACAAGAAAAGCCCUUCCGAAUGCAGCUUGAUAGCCAGCAGUCCUGAAGAAAACUGGCCAGCGUGCCACAAAGCCUACAAUCUGAAUCGCACACCCAGCACUGUGACUCUGAACAACAACAGUGCUCCAGCUAAUAGAGCCAACCAGAAUUCUGAUGAAAUGGAGGGGCUUAGGGAGACGCCCCAAGUCAUUUUGAGGUCUGGUUCCAGUUCCCACUCAACUGCCAUUCAGAAUGAAAAUCUAAAAAGCAUGACGCAUAAGAGAAGCCAGCGUUCAAGUUAUAUGAGGCUCUCAAAAGAUUCUUCAGAGCUGCACGCAGUAGCCUCUUCUGAUAGUGCAGGCUUUGGAGAAGAAAGAGAAAGCAUUCUUUAAGAAAAACAAGCAACUUUAAGAAAAACAAGCAAAAGUAGAAUAGUGUUACUAUAAUCCCUGUGACAAGACUGACCUGAGUUUUAUGGUGAAUCCAUCCACGCACUUCACCUGUACAUUUCACUCAAAUAAUUAAUGGAUGAGAAGGUCUUUGGUAAAAGAGACAUACACUAUACAACAGAGGGAAGUAUAAGAUAGCCUGCUUCAUCUGUCAGCCCCCGUUGUCUUUGUACUUAGAAGCUUAAAAACCCAAUAUUGUUAUUGCACCUUUUGUUGGCAUAUAACUGCAAGACAAGAUCUGAGUAUAAAGAUAGGUCAGAAAUAGUUUAUUAAAUAUAAAGGGCUUAAUUCGCCAACAAAAAUUAAAAGCUAGAGACCCCUUUUGUAGAACAUUCAUUCAUUAAAUAUUUGAGGGAAGACAUGUUAAAUGAACCAGAAGCACAUUUUGCUCUUAAGGGGUGAAACAUAAGAACUUACAGCUUAUGGAAUAGCCUAGAGACUAAAGGUUAAUGCUCUGUAAGUUGCAAACCGGUGUUCUGUGUAAUAGACAAAUUGCUUAUCAAAGAGUUUUUAAAUUUUAAGUAGAAAAUAUAAAGAGGGCUUUAAAAAUUGGUAAGAAUGUGAGUCAACAGUGCCCAAAGUAGAGCCCCAGUAACUGGGUCAUUGUGAGCUGCUAGGAGAGUGGCCCGUGGAGAGGGGCCGAUCACCUUCCUAUGACCUGGAUGCUCUUCUCUCCAGGUCCCAGACCUGGCUUCAAGCACCAUCCACCUGCCCGAGAACCCGCCCGGGUCUACUCUGUAGCUCCUUUAAAUUGUGUGCUCAGCUUUCCUUAGUGAGCCGAGCGAUAAGAGGAAAAAAAUGAAUUCUUUCUCUGGGAGAAUCAGGGAGACAUGGAUAAUAAUAGGCACUAAAAAUCUUUAUGGAAUGGGAGACUGAGGACAUAACUACAGCAGCAAGGUCAGUGACCGCUGACAAGUGACAAGGAAAUAUUCAGUUAGGGAAAACGAAAUCAUUGCCUUCUAUACCAGGGCAGGGCUUAUCUGCUUCACCUGUUCCCAAAUCAGCAUGUUAAUUUUUGGGGAGGAUCAUAAGGAAUACUUGUAGACAAAAGUUUAAAGACAUGUAACAAAGAAGAGUAAAAAGAAGAUAAAUCUGGGUGUGACUUUUCAUUUACUGUUAGCAGAGUUAAGAGAAUGGUCACAUUUAAGUAUUGUGUGGACUAGAAAUUUACCCUGGCAUCAUGCAUUGACAUUUUUUUGGUCACUUUAACAUAGCUUACUUAUGUAGAACAAUUUUGGUAGUAUAUCUUCAGUCACAGAUAAAAUUGUAGGUGGUGAGAUCAUAGAGGAGCAGUUCCCUAAAUUUAGUGUUUACAUUUUUGAUGUUUUUCACUUACUGGAUUUUUAAUAUGCUGAAUAGUUUAUCUACUUGACCAGUCGUUGCAUUAAGAAGUUGCUCUUUUGGGUUUCAUUGCCUUGAUGUUUGAGUGUAAUCUAACAUUUUCAUAAAGUGUUUAUUUUGCAUGACCUGAACAAAUGUUUUAACCAGUUAAAAAAGAAGGCAGGAUGUUGUUGACAUUGUAUGUUGAAAUGUUAACAUUUUAGUACUUACAGUGUUUAUUAGUCUGCAGUAUUGUGUAAUUAGUAAUUAUUUCGGGGGCGAUACUUUGUUCCUUUUCAGGUGAGUAGGUGCAGCUUAAUAUCACUGUAGUGUAUUCUUUAUUCUGUUUGUAAAGUUAAUACCAGAGUAUUAAGUGUACAGAUAGAUUUAGAAAACAAUAAAAAAAAGUUGCAUGCUA